GCACCAAUUAUAAUUGGACCGAUAUUCUCAGGCUCAUGGGAAUCGACGAAGGCACCGCUCAAACUUCGGGCGUUCGGCCUCUACGUCAGUCGUUAGCGAAUCUUCGAUGACCUAGUCGAGUCUGCCUAUCUCAUUUACAUCUCUUCCGUUCUGGCGACGACGAUCAGAGUACCUCUCUGACUCGGACCUUUUCAAGUUCAGUAUGACGACCAUAGCGAACUUAUGCGCACAGGCUUCUUUCGUCUCUUCCCACCAGAGAUCGGUUUACCCACUCUUUUUCAGGACAAUCAUAACAUAUUGCUCCUUCGUUCAAGUAUCGGGCCGGAUUCAGGUUCCAUAGCGAGCAUGUUCCAGGUCCUGCAAUGGCGUACGAUAUCUUGUCGAUUAAGCUUCUCCGGUAUUCCAAAUUCGAAUUCGUACCCUAUAGGCAUGUCUGCGAGGGAGGCUAUCUCGGAAUUCAAUCGAUGCAGUCGUCCAGUCUGUCUAGACAUAGAAGCAAGCCGGCAUCCGUACUUGCGCGGACUUGACUCCGUUGAGAUUCCACAUUAGAAGUUUGGGGCACAAAGACUUGAAGCUUUAGUCCAUUUUAGCUCUCUCGCACUCGCAAGUUCCAAUCGGAGUAUCCUUCGCUUUGUCCAUUCUCCGACAGACCGCUAGUGCAGAAGAUCAGCCUGACAUCCCACCCAGCUUCUCCUGCCCUGCAGACCCUGAAAAUACAACUGGCGUUUUACG
Somion occarium is the source of this 732-nucleotide messenger RNA. The record is from the annotation of a GenBank genome assembly. Lineage: Eukaryota; Fungi; Basidiomycota; Agaricomycetes; Polyporales; Cerrenaceae.